Molecule: messenger RNA, 876 nt
Organism: Triticum dicoccoides
Lineage: Eukaryota; Viridiplantae; Streptophyta; Magnoliopsida; Poales; Poaceae
Exons: 10
Source: RefSeq, a predicted model, not a curated record
AUGGCUAACGCCUACACCGAGGGCCAAAGCAGCACCGUCGACCGCAAAAGGGGAAGGGGCCGGCGGCGCAGCAGCCGGAAGCUAGCUAGCAGGUCGAGAAGGCCGGCCGGAGGCAGCUGGGAGAUUGCAGGGCACCACAGCCCCUCGGCGGCGUCGGCCCUGGGUGAAAAAGACAGGCUGGUGGAGUAUCUCGUGGGAUCAGUUCCCGGCGGCGGCCAUGCCGCGACCUUGGGCGCUGUGCGGGACUUGUUCAUCAAGUUCCGCCACCAACGAAUCCCCUGGGUCCGCAUCUACGAGUCAACCCCGGCUCGGCAGCAGCAAUCCGGCGGGCUGCUGACCCAGGAUUGGGACGGAGACGCCGCGGCGGAGGGAGCCAAGGUGUUCUUCACGCUCAUCAGCCCAAAGAGGGGCGGCGCCAUUAGCAGGAAGCCCCAAGUUGCUAUCUGCCUGCUUCAUCCGACCAAAUAUCUCUACUCCUAAUGAACGACAGCAUUAUACAUCUUUCGAGGAUGGUUCCCGGGAGGAACUCAAGCAAACCUGGGCGCGGAGCAAUAUCAAGAUCCCGAUGUUUCUGGAUCCGUGAGUGGUUCACGUGCUGAUUACACCACUAUUCCGUUUUAUAGCAGUGAGUUUGAACACACUAUUUAUGGCCAGCAAUCGAUUUAUUCCUCCGGGGAUGCUCCGCCACCUCAUGAUGCAUCUCUGGAUGCUAUUUCUCGCCACCUGUUUUCAGAAAGCAACUCAACGCUAGAGUUUGAUGGACAGUAUUCUCAUGCUGAUCAAAUAUCAAUCCAGAAUGACUACUACUAUACCUUGAUUGGGAAUUAUAACAUGCAUGCUAUAACUCCAACCCAGGAUAGCAUGUUGAAUCCAUAG